CUGUCUUCGUUUCCUAAACAACGGCGACGCUGGGAGUGGGACUUUUGACUAAAGUCUAGACUCUAGUAAAGAUUCAAAGUAUUAAACUAGAAAGUUGGUGCAGCAUGCCUCCAAAAAAGGGAAAGGGGAAAGGAAAAGGGAAGGCAAAGAAACAAGAAGGAGAGAGUGGACCAGUUGAGCCGCCAGAACCAACAGAGAAAGAAUUGCUUUUGAAGAACGAAUUAGAGACGCUGACCGAUGAACUUGCCAGCCUGAAGAAAAAAGUUGAAGAACUCCGGAGGGAAAAUGAAUGGUUACAACAAGAAGCACAACAAACUAGGAUUGAGAGUCACGAGUACAUGUCAUACAUGGCUAAGAAGGCUCACAAGCGCCAGUCUACUAUUGUAACUCUGAGUGAUCAAAACCAGCAAGAAAUCAGAAAUAUUCAGGAAGAAAAAGAGAAGAUGCUGAAAGUAUUUGAAGAGAAGAAACAAGAUUUACAGGAUGUUCUAAUGGCGAGAGAAGCAGAAUUAGCAAAGACAAGAAAGGAAUUAGAAGAUUUGGAUGAUUUCAAGAAAUUACAACAGGAGCAGGUGAAUAAGAUAAGAGAAUUGGAGAAAGAAGUAUUGAAGAUGCGAGGGCAGCAUACAGAAACCAUCCAAAAACUAAAGACCCAGUUCCUUACCGAGAAAAAACACUUCCAGGCUGACUCAGAGGCUAGAAUCCAAGAAGUUGCCAGACAAGCAAAUAAGGAGGCAAUGCAUUGCUUAGGCGAACACACCACCAAGAUCAAGGAGGAAAACCGCAAGCUCCGCCAUGAGCUCCUGAACUUGAUCCACAGAUCGAGGGCACUACAUAGCCACAAGGAAGAACUGGAGAAGCAGCAGCGGGACCUGAUACGGGAGCAGCAGUAUGCAGCUGAUCUCAAGAGACUGAAAGGUACCAGGCAGCACAAGGUUCUGAAAUCCUUUGGGAUGCUGGAUGGUGAGGAAACCCCAGAGAAGACAGCUUCCAGGUAGUUUCUGAAGAUAUCCUGAAGAGAGAAUUGCCGUGCGGUGAUAUAGAAGAACUUGGUUCCAGUGACAAUAAAAAGACAGUCAAUGUUGAAAGUGAGUUAAUUGUAUCCUGAUGUACAGUCCACCAAGCGGCACAUACAUGUAAAGCUUCCAGAGUUAAGAGAUUGUAAAGGGACUAAAUUGUCUCUGGAUGAUUUUUGGAGGACCUGGUUUAAUUGAUUGCCCAAAGAUGAUAGAUGUUUUAAAACAGUGCUGUAUCCUGAUAUACAUUUGUAGAUCAACAAUGUGUCCAAGGAGAAGAUCCUGAGAAGUCAGUAUUGAGAUGAUUUGAGAGAAAAUCUGUUGCAAUGACAACACAUGGAUGGCCGGUGUUCGAAACUAAGUAGGGUUUUGUCCUCAUAUAUGAAGACCCCAAUUCCCAGAUGCAAUACAUCCAUCUAUGUUGGUAAAAUGCAUUUGUUGACCAAAUUUGUCAAUAGAAGACUGAUAUCAGAUAAUGCAUCUUGAUUGCUCUCAUAAUAGAAGUGAAACCUUCCUUCAAAGACAGUUUGCUUCCCGAAUACAUGUAAUCAAUGCAGUUAACUUUGCCUAUGUCAUAUCUAGGGACCAAAGACAUCUGUUUGACUUGGCAGAAAUUUGGCCAACAAGAUGUAUAUCAGACAUAAUAUUUUGCAUAAUAUUGUCCAUAUAGUUGUUUUUCGAUUUAUGGAAGGUUGACUUAAGGAAGUUUAUGUGUAAUCUAAUUUUCAUAAUUAUGGGUAGCUUUUGGAACUGAGCUCUUCAUACAAUACACCCUUAACUCCACAAAGUUUGGGAUUUUAAGAAGUUGCUGUUUAGAGAUUGGCAGUAAUAAUGUAUCUUCUAUUAACACAGAGACAGAGAUGAUAGACAUUGUGAUUGGAAAUUGAAAAAAAAAACUGCCUUUGAAGAUGCUAAAAGACUUUGAAUAUCCUUUUUUAAUUACUUUCCCCUAUAGUUUUGUAACAUAUAUUGCUGAUGGAAAUCAUAUACAUUUCGUUCAAAUAUUUGGUCAUGGUUUGUUUCAACUUAUUGCUAUAUCUGUAGAUUUGCCCCCUUCUGAAUCUUUAUUUGGAGCCCCUCCCAUCUUUUCAUUUCUUAAUCUAUACGAAUGCAUUCUCUCUCCUCAAUACACCACCAUUGUAACUAGACAUGAUUAUAAUUUGAUUUAAAAUUUUGUUCUGUUGCUUCUAUUUUAUUUCCAUCUCAUUCUCUUUCAUUCACUUGCUUUCCUUUUUACUGUAUGCUAUCCUCAUGCAACAAUUUCCUCUGUAGAGGCCUUUUUUUUACCGCUAGGAUUCUAAUAUUUCUGAGUCAGGUUUAUUUUUACUUCUCAUCUGCACAUUCUUCGAUCUUAUGCAGUCCACGGGUAUAUACAGGCAAUUCUAUAAAUCAUUUAUGUCCAACAACCUAAUAAAAGGUUCAUCGUUUAUGGAAUUGCCAUUAUAUGAACCUCAAGACUAUUUUUAUUGGGAUAAACAAACUCACAAGAGAGUACACCCACAUGAAGUGAAUGAAGACAACAGAUAUACAAAACAAUAACUUUUAUUUGAACUCUUGAUUUUCUUGUUCAGCUGUCUAACAAACAUGCAGUUCUCAUAGAAAUACAAGUUUAACAUUUAAUCUUUCAACACCAUGGGGAAAAGAACACAAUGCGUUACUACCAUUUUGAAAAUGGUAUCAAACACAAAUACAUUAUAACUGUACAGAUAAUACUGAUAAUUCUGAAAAAGCAGCUUGAAAAAUGUAUGUUUAUAAGGCACCUUAUGUAUUUAUGACUAUAAGUUACACGAGAUGGUUAGGAGAAAUCUCUGUUAUAGAUUAGGUGGAAAAGUGACAUGUAUUAUACCUAGGGGAAUGCUCAGGUUCUUACAUGAUAAAAUGAGUGAAGAUGAAAAUUGCAUUAAUGUAUUCCAGAGAGUCCGUCCCAAAUUGCUCUUCGAAAAUUGUACGCAAAUUUCUAUUAUGUCAUACAAUCCGUGGUAUAAUUAUUAUCAAUGUUGUUAUUAUUGUACAAUAAAUGUUCUGAAUACAUCUAUA
Molecule: messenger RNA, 3053 nt
Organism: Lytechinus variegatus (green sea urchin)
Lineage: Eukaryota; Metazoa; Echinodermata; Echinoidea; Temnopleuroida; Toxopneustidae
Product: coiled-coil domain-containing protein 166-like
Exons: 7
Coding region: 105-998 (297 amino acids)
Source: RefSeq, a predicted model, not a curated record